Messenger RNA from Dentiscutata erythropus, 453 nucleotides. The record is from the annotation of a GenBank genome assembly. NCBI's taxonomy places the organism in Eukaryota, Fungi, Glomeromycota, Glomeromycetes, Diversisporales, Gigasporaceae.
GUUAAUGGAUCCAUGUUCGGCUUUGAUAUAGGAAAUCCAUUCACCAAAAAGAAACGUGAAGCUGCUGAAUUAGCAAGAGUUCAAGCGAUGCAAGAACAACAAAGAGCCAGUAGAGAACAUUUGAGAAGUGGUAAUUACGAUUCACAAAAAAGGAUUAACGAAGCUAUAAAACAAAGUGAUAAACAUAGUUAUGGAAGUAAGCCUCCUUCUUCAUCGGGAUCAAAUAGAAGUAGAUUCCAAUUCGAGGCUGAUGAAGAAGAUGAUCAAUUAGAAAAUCAAAUUGACAAUAAUUUGGAUAUGCUUUCGCAUGGGCUGUCUCGAUUGAAUAACAUGGCUAGAGCGGCUGGAGAUGAAGUGAAAAGGCAAAAUAAUGCUUUAGAUCGUAUUAACGAUAAAACAGUUGGAUUGGAUAAUCGUAUUGCCUCAACGACUCAUUCACUAAAGAAGAUUUAA